Molecule: messenger RNA, 408 nt
Organism: Sodiomyces alkalinus F11
Lineage: Eukaryota; Fungi; Ascomycota; Sordariomycetes; Glomerellales; Plectosphaerellaceae
Exons: 5
Coding region: 1-381 (126 amino acids)
Source: RefSeq, a predicted model, not a curated record
AUGGCAAUAGUAGAUCCUAGGGAGAGUAAAUCACAAAGGCAUAUAAGGAGGUUGGUUCAGAAGGGGCAGGAGAAAAUCUCCAGAGCAUCCAGGGUAAUAAUCGGCGUUAGCAACGUUGCCGACUUCAUCCUGUCCGCUAAGAAGAUAGUCGACGUCGCAGGGGUUUGCCUCGGGCUGCACUAUUACGCCUUAACCGAACAUCUCCUGGACGACAAUACCAUAGCCGCCGGUAACGAGUUCCAGGCCGUCUUACGCCAGCUGGAGGAGAGGGUCGUCGAGCUCUACAAAGCUCUUCUCCAGUACCAGACAAAGAGCGUUUAUUCUUACUAUCGUAACCAAGGCGUCGUCUUCCUCCGCGGCCUCCUAACGUUGGAUGAUUAGGACGGUGAUCUGGACCACGUCACGAAC